UCAUCAUGAAGUUCCUGGUGGUGCUGGUGGGAGCCGGGGCUCUAGCCUUCCUCGGCGCCGUCAUCUGCAUCGUCGCCAGCGUUUACCCGCGGAAACGGGGCGCGCCUCCGGGCGACAACGGCACCCUGACGUCCGAGGCGCUGCUGCAGCUGGAGCCCGGGUCGGUGGCGCACGCCGGCCCGCUGGGCGCACUCCACGGCGCGGGCUCGUACGAGGUCGGAGGCAACGGGCUCGACCUGGAGGUCCCGGCUCUGAACGAGCUCAACCUUGGGAAGGAGACGGGAGGAGGAGGCUCGAAGCAGUUCAGCUUCAGCAGACUCAUCUGCACCCCUGUACCUGUUGGGGAGUGCAGGAGCAAAGAUGUGAGGCAGCAGGAGGAGCAGGAGCAGCAGGACGACGCGCUGUACGGAGCCGCGGGAGAUGAAGACCUCCGGACGACCGCGGAGGAGCUCCGGCAGAUGGUGCUGCGGCAGAACGACCAGAUCCUCAUGGACCAGAGGACCAUCCGGGAGCUGACGGGGAAGCUGAGUGAGUGCGAAAGCGGCCUGGAGGAUGACAGGACCGCCCCGGCGCGGAGCGUCGGAGUGUGGAGCGGGAACCGCCGCGUCAUGGCCGGGGACGACGUGAGCUCGUCCGCCGCGGCGCAGCUGCAGACCGCGCGGGCGGUGGAGGAGCUGGCCCGGGCCAUCAUGGACCUGAAGGACCGCAUAGAUAAACUCGAGGCGGAGAUCGGACCCGGAGCCUUGAACCUCACUGAUUCAUCUGCGGGUGCAAGUGGCAGCAGCAGCACGCAGACUGGAAACACUGGUAGGGCUCCAGCUCCGUCCGCCAGCAGUGGUUUCUCCCCGCCAACGGGUGCCGCCUCAGGGGGCCGUCGCCCUGCUUCUCUGGGCCCCCCUGGCUCCAGGCCGUCCUCUAAAGGUGCACCUGGGCGAGGAAAGAGCACCUGGAGGGUGGAGGAUCUGGAGGGGGAACUGGAGAGGAAGAUAAAAAUGCUGGAGAAGGAGCGUCAAGCCAUGAGGAAGGAGACGCACGGCCAGCAUGAGAAGAUCAACAAUGGCAUUGACACGGUUACACACCGGAUCACGGAGCUGGAGCACACGAUGACAGAGCCGCCAUUCCCCGAUGGCUUCGUUCUCUCCUUCCCCAUGCGAACCAGCUACAUGUACGGCCUGGUGAGAAAAGAGAUUACUGAAAUGUACGCCUUCACUGCCUGCGUGUGGCUCAAGACCAAGGAAGGAGGCAUCGGGACCCCUUUCUCCUACUCCGUGCCAGGUCAGCCCAAUGAGCUGGUGCUGCUGCAGGGAGUCCACAAUCCUGUGGAGCUGCUCAUCAAUGACAAGGUGGCACAGCUGCCUCUGUCCCUACCGCAAGACGAUUGGCAGCACAUCUGCAUCAGCUGGACCCUGAGGGAUGGCGUGUGGAAGGCCUACCAGGGGGGGAAGAUGAAGGGAAGGGGUGAGGGUCUGGCUGCUUGGCAUCCCAUAAAACCUGGGGGAGUCCUCAUACUAGGACAGGAACAGGAUACACUUGGCGGGCGUUUUGACGCCUCCCAGGCCCUGGUUGGGGAGCUUUCCCAGUUCAACCUGUGGGACCGGGUACUGAAGCCCGCAGAGGUGGCCGCCCUUGCGGACUGCAGCUCCUCAGCACUGGGUAACAUCGCCCCGUGGACCGACCAGGAUGUAGAUGUUUAUGGCGGUGCCACCAAGGAGUCCCUGGACCCCUGCCACGCCGCCCAGAGACUGAACCCUUCAAGCCCCAAGCAGUGAAGGGUGACCAGAGGAAAUCGGCCAAUGGCGGUCAUGUUUGAUUGGUCAACUUGGAGUUGGUUAGGAUGUUCAAAGCUGCGUUAAACUGGAGCUUAGAGUGUGCAUUUGCUUUCGAGAGGCUAGUAGCAUCCCAGUGGACUAAGAGAUAGUGCAAUGAAGUUGUAAAGAGUUGCGUAUCAGUUUUGUUCUUUGUGUUGGUGUACACGCUCAUGUGUUUACUUCUGCAGUGAGUGACUUAGUUACAGAAUCACCUUUUCGACGGCAGCGAGGUGGUUCAAAUUCUGGCAUAAACCGCUUUAAUGGACACGCUACAUUAUAGAGAAACGAUUAGAUCAGAUAAAAACGUACCGUCGUUUUACUUUGGUAGGACGAGUUGGACCGUUCAACCUUACAGAAUCACCAAGGCGAAGGGUUUAAUGGGUUUGUGUAUGAUUAUGUAAGGAAUCUGCAUUGAUG
This is a messenger RNA of Nematolebias whitei (Rio pearlfish), 2225 nucleotides long. RefSeq names its product neuronal pentraxin receptor b (gene nptxrb). The transcript has 5 exons. The record is from RefSeq and is a predicted model, not a curated record. Lineage: Eukaryota; Metazoa; Chordata; Actinopteri; Cyprinodontiformes; Rivulidae. The coding region runs from base 6 to 1769 and encodes 587 amino acids.